AUGGCGGAUCUCGCCGCCCGCCUCACCAAGCUACUAGCGGAGAAGAACAGCAAAAGCAAUCUGGUCUUCUCGCCGCUCUCCAUCUAUGCUGUCCUUGCGCUCCUUGCGGCCGGCGCCGGCGGGGCCACCCUGGAGGAGGUCCUCCGCGUCUUAGGCGCGCGUUCGCGCCGCGAGCUAGAGGAAUCUGUAGUACGUCUCCGGAACGGCCCCCUCAUGGACACGUCGGAUUUGGGCGGGCCGAGCGUGGCGUUCGCGUACGGCGCGUGGAGCGACCUGACGCGGCCGAUGAAGCCAGCCUACCGCGACGCCGUCGUCGGCACGUACAAGGCCGGGGCCAGCGUCGUGGACUUCCUGAACAACCCAGAGCAAGCAACGGGGCAGAUCAACGCGUGGGUUGCGGAGGCCACGAGGAAUCUCAUCACGUCUGCCGUUUUUCCGGGAUCUCUACACCCGGACACCAAGCUUGUGCUUGCCAAUGCCAUCUACUUCAAGGGAAAGUGGAACCUGCCGUUCUACGAGAGCCACACCGAGAACAGGCCCUUCCACCGCCUCGAUGGCACCGCCGUCGACGUCCCGUUCAUGGCCAGCUACUCCGACAGCCACUAUAUCGCGGAGCAUGACGGAUUCAAGGUGCUCAAGCUAUGUUACAAGAACUCGCCCUACACGUACACCCGGUCCCAUCACUGCAUGUGCAUCUUCCUCCCGGACGCUCGCGAUGGCCUGGGGAGCCUACUGGACAAGAUAACCUCGUCCCCAGGUUUCCUGCGCGAGCAUCUGCCGGAGAGCACGGUCAAGGUCGGCAACUUGAGGGUGCCCAAGUUCGAGCUCUCCUUCCAGAGCAGUGUCACCGAUGUCCUCAAAGAUCUGGGGCUCCGUCUACCUUUCACUCCAGAGGCUGACCUCUCUGAGAUGCUUGAGGACGAUAGCACCAGUUUGCCGCUCCACGUGCAGGACGUCUUCCAGAAGGCUGUCCUCGAGGGUUCAGAUGCAGUCAUCUUUGCGGGACAUGUUGUCGACCCUAGCAAUGGUGCCGGGGUGGUGAUCCCGUCUCCGGCCCCGUUUCAGGAGGUGAACAGCGGGUCCAAACAUGUACCGCCGAUAUAUCAAUAUCAUCCAUCACUGCCUGCUCGUCUAGCAUCGCCGGCAUAUAAUCCAUCACUCCCUUCAUCCAGUCCAAGAUCACCGGUAUACAGGCCAACAUCUCCAGCAUACAGGCGGCCAGUAUCGCCAGUAUACAGGCCAACAACCCAUCCAUACAGCCGGCCAGUCUCGCCGGUAUACAGGCCGACAUCCCCUCCAUACACUCCAGUAUCGCCGGACAGGGUAAGACCAACACAAGCGAUGCACACAAAACACCGCGACGGGCGACGGGGCCAGUCCAUAUUGGCUGCAGGAGAUGGAGAAAAUGAGCAGCAGCAGCCUGCCCAAGGCAACUCCACAACCACAAGCGACAUCGACGGGAGAAGAUGA
Molecule: messenger RNA, 1470 nt
Organism: Lolium rigidum
Lineage: Eukaryota; Viridiplantae; Streptophyta; Magnoliopsida; Poales; Poaceae
Product: putative serpin-Z8
Exons: 2
Coding region: 1-1470 (489 amino acids)
Molecular function (GO): serine-type endopeptidase inhibitor activity
Source: RefSeq, a predicted model, not a curated record